Molecule: messenger RNA, 2331 nt
Organism: Cylicocyclus nassatus
Lineage: Eukaryota; Metazoa; Nematoda; Chromadorea; Rhabditida; Strongylidae
Source: the annotation of a GenBank genome assembly
AUGUUCUCAAUCUGCUAUGCCGCACUGUCGUUCAUAGGUGUCGCCUUGGCAUAUUCUGCUGAAGUCGACGAUCAAGGCUGGGAAACAUUACAAGUCGUACCUCAUGUCUCUGGACUUCGUGUCGAAAGCCCAAUCGGCGAGAAGGGAUUUAUAGGAUACACCGAAGCAUGGGAACUCAUUGUGGAACCGAAUGUACCGGUUACUGUAAUUAUCUUCGGCUAUUGGCUUGACAGGGUGGAGUACAUCACAUUCACGGAUUCGAUCUGUUUAACAUCUGAGUUCAACAUUUCACGACAUAGCUUCACUCUGCAGACGGAGACAAGGAUUGAGUUGAAAAUGUCAUUCCCGAAUGGAGAGGAUUCAUGGAGGCUGUGUGUAAAACAGCAAGGACAAUUGGGAGAGCUUUUGCUGAUUGAUGAUGAUCGAACAUGGAUAAAUACAAAAGAAACCCACGAAGAACACUACUUUCCAAUUUCUGUGCAGGUCGGAAUUCUGUGUGUACUUUUUACCAUGUCUGCCUUAUUCUCGGGUCUGAACUUAGGUCUUAUGACAUUAUCAGUGCAAGAGCUCAACCUAAUCAUCAAAAGUGGCACAAAGGAAGAGGCAAAAAAUGCAGAAGCUAUUCUGCCUAUACGAAUGCAAGGCAACCAUCUUCUUUGUACAAUUUUAAUCGUUAAUGUGGUAGUAAAUGCAGCUAUAUCCAUCUUGCUCGAAGACCUCACUACCGGUACCAUUGCUUUUGUAGCAUCAUCCGCGGGAAUUCUACUUUUUGGAGAGAUCACUCCACAAAGCGUUUGCGUCAAGCACGGUCUCGAAGUUGGGGCGCGAACGAUUUGGAUCACAAGGUUCUUCAUGUUCAUCACUGCACCUAUCUCCUAUCCGAUAAGCAAGAUUUUGGAUUACUUGAUAGGAGACGAAGUUGGCCAGUUUGACAGAGGCCGUCUCAUUGAAUUGUUGAAGAUGUCCACAGAGGCUGGGCAAAAUAAGGAGAUGGCCACAGAGGUGAAGAUUGCAGUUGGAGCAAUGGAAUUCGCGAAUAAGGUUGCAAAAGAUGUCAUGACUAGAAUCGAUGAUGUAUUCAUGCUGUCGGAAAAUGACAUACUUGAUGCAGCGACGCUUACCAAAAUCAUUCAUAGAGGUUAUACACGAAUUCCAGUUUAUGUGGAAGGAGACAGGAACAAAGUCACAUCACUUUUGUUUGUGAAAGAUCUUGCUUUGAUCGAUAAGAAAAAUAAUAUUGCUGUAAAAGCGGUAGCAGAAUUCAACGAGAGACAGUUACGGAUUAUUGACGAAGAUAUGCCAUUGCCACAGCUUUUGGACGAGUUCAAGGAGGGAAAUUACCAUCUUGCCAUGGUCAGAAAACUCAAAAACAUUUCGUUAUCUACAGAUGAUGACCACCAUUCACUAGAAAAUUAUGACGAGAUUCAGAAAGACACUGCAGACUCUUCUCAAACACACGAUUGUGUGCCACUCAAAGAAACAGAAAGCGACACUUUAAUUGGCUUAGUCACUCUCGAAGAUCUGCUUGAAGAGAUUCUACAAUCUGAAAUAAUCGAUGAAAGCGACUCCGUUAUAGAUAAUGUUCAUCGCUACCGUCGUCGUGCUCAUCAAACGAGAGUUUCUGAAGUCUUCUGCUGUGAGGCAAAAAGCGAUCCUUUGUCGCUAAAUAUGCUACAAGUGGUUACACGUUGGUUGACUGAGAGACAUGUGUUCUUUAGUGAUCGGUACAUGGAAGAGCGAGCUCGAGAAAAGAUGAUUCAGACAAAUAUUCGACAUGUCAUACUGGUUACGGGGAAGGAAGAAAAAGGUGUUUACCUUUAUGAGUGCGGCGUUGCGAGCAGACGAUUCAUCCUAAUAUUGGAAGGAACUGCAACGGUGUCGUUUCCAAAAAUAAAUAUGUCUUUUGAAGUGGGUCCAUGGUCAUGCUUUGGAGAAACUCUCUUCCAUAAGAUUUCCGCAUCUAUGCGAAGCCGACAAGAUACACAAGCAAGCAGUUUCACUCCAGAUUUUGAUUUACAUGUGCAGCAGACCUGUCGCUUUCUUCAGCUCCCAACCUUGGCUGUUGUGCGAGCUCUGCGUUUGUCGCGAUUUGUCAAACAAAUCAGGACACCGAAAGCCUCUAGUUCUGAAGAAGACGAUCCUGUUCCCUUGUUUUUAGGCGGAACCGGACGUAGCAAAGAUACUUUAUCGGCCUACUUGCUGGGACCUCACCACACAUCUCUCGCUGCCAGAAUACAACAAGGAAUGAAUCGUUCAAGUAACUCAACUUCUGUUGCUCUCAAACUACACGCUUCGUCUCCAGCAUUGGCAGAGUUGGAGGAGGAAUUAUGA